Messenger RNA from Polyodon spathula (Mississippi paddlefish), 1517 nucleotides. Its product is annotated as aflatoxin B1 aldehyde reductase member 4-like. Lineage: Eukaryota; Metazoa; Chordata; Actinopteri; Acipenseriformes; Polyodontidae. The transcript is spliced from 7 exons. The coding region runs from base 48 to 1121 and encodes 357 amino acids. The record is from RefSeq and is a predicted model, not a curated record.
GGCUUUUAUCACCCGGACUCAAACUCGCACCUCACAGCCUGCGCACCAUGUCGUCUCCCGGGUCGACCCAGUCGAAACUCCCAGUGACUCUGCUGGGAAGCAUGGCUUUCGGGGGGCGCGCAGACGCGGAUACCAGCGCUGCCAUGGUGCGCGCUUUCUUAGAGCGGGGACACAGCGAGGUGGACACAGCGUACACGUACGUGGAGGGACAGGCAGAGACCGUCAUUGGGGGAAUGGGAUUACCCAAGACAGUUAAAAUCGCCACCAAGGCCAAUUCCUGGGACGGCAAGACGCUGAAGCCAGAGAGCAUCCGCUCUCAGCUGGACACCUCUCUGAAGAGACUGCAGAUCCAGACCGCCGAUAUCUUCUACCUGCACGCUCCCGACCACGAGAACCCCGUCGAGGACACGCUGCGAGCCUGCCACGAGCUGCACAGGGAGGGCAAGUUUAAAGAGCUUGGCCUGUCCAACUAUGCCUCCUGGGAAGUGGUUGAAAUCUCUUGCAUCUGUGAACACAACGGCUGGAUUCGGCCCACCGUUUACCAGGGAAUGUACAAUGCCACCACUUGUCAGGUUGAGACAGAGCUGCUGCCUUGUCUGAGGUAUUGCGGAAUGAGGUUCUACUCCUAUAACCCUCUGGCCGGUGGGUUACUUACGGGGAAAUACAAAUUUGAAGACAAGGACAACUCGCAGCCGUCUGGCAGGUUUUUUGGAAACGACUGGGCAAAAGCGUACAAGGCGAGGUACUGGAAGAAGCACCAUUUCCAGGCAAUAGAUCUCGUGAAGAAUGCUUUGCAGGCAGCGUAUGGUUCCAGCAAGCCCACAAUGACCUCGGCAGCCCUGCGCUGCCUGUACCAUCACUCCCAACUUCAGGGCGAGCGUGGCGACGGCGUGAUCCUGGGCAUGUCUACCAUGGAGCAGCUGAAGCAGAACCUGGCCGCCAUGGAGGAGGAGCCGCUGUUGCCCAGCGUGGUGGAGGCCUUCGGGCAGGCCUGGGACCUGGUGGCACACGAACGCCCCAACUACUUCCGCUACACCAGAACAGGUCACACCGCUAACGGGAACUUCGUAUACAGGGUAGGAGUUUGUCUUCCCAAGCGCAUCGAUGUAGAAAUUCUGUAACUUUACAACAAUUACACGUGUCACGCUUUCAGAGACCCUGGGCUUGGGCUAGUUUACAGUACCUACGCUAACGCUAGUCCACGAUUAGGGCUAAUCUGGGCUUGACAAGACAAUAUUGUGUUUCAUUUAAGUAAGAUUUAUUGGGGUUGGGUUUGUUUUAUUUACUGCUUUCAGGACUCGCGUCCGUAAAGGCAAUAGCUAACUUUUAAAAAAAAAAAUUCUUUACAGCUUAUGACAGGUAUUACUUGAUUUAAAUAUUGUCGCUAACAUGUUUUGGUUUGUCCUCAAUGAGGCUACUAAUUCUCCUGUCAGGUGUGUGUGUAUAUACACACACACACAUUCUUAAUGCUCCAAAAACUUAUAUAAAAAGAUUACACAACACAUUUUCCAUGACCC